Molecule: messenger RNA, 1362 nt
Organism: Cladocopium goreaui
Lineage: Eukaryota; Dinophyceae; Suessiales; Symbiodiniaceae
Source: the annotation of a GenBank genome assembly
UUGAUAGCUUGAUUUUUCAAUGUCCACUUGGGGCACGUGCGGCCUUCUCGAUGCCAUUCGGGUUUGCUUUUGCCAAAACACCUCCGAACAUGGCGGUGAAGCCGGAGUCAGAGGCAGCAGAGGCACCUUCGUCGCUCUGAAUCCCUCUGAAAUCCAAAGUCUCCAGCUUCCUCCGCAGACAACUGCUACUCUCUAUGAAGGAUGCUGCCCAGAAGCGUGGCUUGAAGGUCGUGUUCAAGAUAUCCUUGAGUCAAAUCCUUGGGUGGCUGGGGUCUUGAAGACCAACCCAAAAGAUGGGAAACUCGCUCUUUGGUUUCCUGACCAACCGAACUGGACGAAGCAUUUUCAAGUCAUAAAAGUGGAAGAUGCUCCGAGCCUUCUCCGCACCUCUUUGGAUUUCACUGUGAAAGUUGGAUCAGAAGUAGCAAACACUGCGCAGCCCCUCUGCCAAAUUACAGCUAUUACAGAGCCGACGAGACAAAGAUGGAUCCUGCAGAUGUCUAUGUCUCAUGCAGUUGCUGACAGCCACACCUUCUACGCAAUCCACGGAAUGUUGGACGCUCGUUCAGAUGUGUGUCCAAUGGAGUUUGAACGUGUCGAAUUCAAUCCACUUACGUGCUUGAAAGCGCCGCUGCAUUGGAAAUGGUUGUUUUUCAGCUGCUGCCGUCUCCUAUGGUUGCUGAACCCUUGGCCCAAGAGGAAUGAGAAACCUGUCAUUGAGCUCAGGUAUGUGAAGGAGGCGUGGCUACAACGGUGGAAGUCCCAGCACGAUCCUGAUCUUGACGCACCACAUGUCUCUGCAAACGAUUUGUUAGCUUCGUGGUUUUUUUCAGUCACUCAGCCGGCAUGUGGAUUUAUUCCAAUCAACAUGCGGGACCGCAUGCCUGGCCUCGGAGUUCAACAUGCCGGUCUGUAUACCACGAUGCUGAUUUUCUACCCGGAGGAGUACAAGAGAGCUGCCAACAUCCGCCGUGCAGUGACACGCUUGUGCCCUGCAUGCAUGCCUGAUGCUUCUCGGCAGGCGCCUGGCCCGGGCUCUUGCUGUGGAGCAGUGACUGCUUGGCAUAUGUUUUACCGUGAUGUGAACCUUCCCGGAUGUAAGCAGCUCUCGCACUUUCCAGUCACUUCGGUGUGGAAAGAUUACCCCGCAAUGAGGUGUCCUUUUGCGCUCAUCUUCCGGCCAGAGGCUGACAGGUCGGCAAUGUGCACAGUCACAGGUGCAAAGCUCCCGGAAGAUCCAGAAGGGCCGUUGGGAGACUUGUUGGGACAUGCAGGUUUGGAAGUUCUAGAUUUGUGGUGAUUCACUUUCAACUGCUUCUGCUGCCAUAAAAAGUGCACUGAAGUCACCGCCCUGGUUUGCAC